CCAGUAGACCGCUGAAACUCGUGGGCGGAUGGACGUCAUUCUGUUAAAACUCUCGCUCGCGUCGAACGUGCGAAAUAAAAAGAUCGCGAUGUGUGUCUUAGAUAGAACUUUUAUAACGAAGUGCCCGGGAAUGUGUCCGUGUGUGUGUUUAUAAACUUCUAUUUAGUUACGAAAGUUACUUCUGACAGAUGUAAUAUUUAUUAAAAACUAUACAAAACUAAUGAAACAGUGCAAUGAAGUAAGAGAAAUAUAUACUCAGUGUUGUGAACUUACAAUGUUGAUAUGGAAUUCGAUGAGUGUGAUAAUUUUACUGUCAGGAUGCAGUGUGACAGCGAACACCCUGGUCACUGGAAUUAAAACCAUAUUGAGGGAAUAUAUGGGACGGUCAACUACCGCUGGACAAACCUUGGCUUUGACAGAGUCAGGCUUCUUUGAAACCACAACCACGUUACAGGAAGAAUCCACUCAAGGUUUCCCUGAUGAUGACAGCACAAGAGAUUUAUCAGAAUUGUAUCCAGUACAGCAUGCGAUGUUGCCUCGUGGGGUAUCGGUGGUACCUCUACCCCUUGUGGGAUCAGACCACGAGCUCAUGUUUAAUGUCUCCUGGAAUCCCCCCCUCGGUCCGCCGGUAAGAGAAUAUUCACUAGAAGUACACAGCGUAACGGACACAGUCGACUGUCGCUCUAAUAUGUGCUAUGAGUACAACAUUCCGGGUGAUUCAUUAUGGAGUAUAAUACCCACCGUAUCGAGUCCGGUGGCAGAGGACUGUGCGGUGAGGCCAGGGUGCGCUUAUAAAGUGAAGCUGGUAGCCCAUCCCUGGGACGGACACACUGCUGUCAACCUCAACGUCGAACUCGACGAAUGUGUUGCUGGGAUCUGUUCAUGCGCGCACUCACCACGUCUGCCAACACCUGUGGUGGCAGCGAAGACGGUGUCCAUUAACGGUGACCUCUACGUUAAUAUCACGUGGACACUGCCACCACCGUCCCAACCACUACGGCUACCACCUAGAUUACAAAAACAGUCAUACUUGGUCAGUAUAGGCAAGCAAAUGGUGUCUGACGCACACCCUGCACCAUGGUUUGCCAGAACAAUAACCCGUAGAGUUGAAGCAGUAGGUUUCGUUGUAGUACCGGAUGUAGAAAGAUGGCAGCUCAUACCAAUAACAGAGCGGAGCGGGGAGCGGGUUGGGAAGCAGAGCGGCAAGAAUCAUAUGCUACAAAGUAUUCUACUUGAUGUGAAGCUACUUGCUCGCGUAAAUUUAAUGGAUGAGCGAGGAUGCAUCGGUCCAGCAGGAAACGCUACAGCUUAUGAUCCAGCAGACGUCGAAUCUUCGUCUAUUGGUACCUACGCCUUAUGGGCAGCAUUCGGUGGCGCGUGUAUGCUAGCUAUUGUAGCUCUGCUAGCGUUUAGUGCGCGAGCUGUGAAACGAGUGUUGAACGAAUUCCGCCCCGCUUCCGCCCCCGCUGUGUUGCAGCCACUCGGUCACCGCCCGAUAUGGUUCCCGCUUAGCGCGGACGAGGUAGCUCGCGGUCGAAUAGAAGAGAGUCCGCUCUAUGUACAUAAAACAUUUGAGACAAAUGAUAGUGACCAAUGGGAAGUGAACCGGUCGCGGGUUCACCUGGGAGCUUUGAUCGGCAGCGGAGCCUUCGGUAGAGUACACGCUGCGCUAUUGGACAUGCCCGGUGGAGAGUCUUUAACAGUAGCUGCUAAGAUGCUAUCCGAUAACGCAACAGAGGAAGAAAUGCAGGAUUUUCUCCGGGAGAUCGCCAUGCUUAUGCAUGUGGGGUACCAUAAACACGUCAUCAGGCUCAUAGCGUGUUGCACGCGACAGACACCCCUCAUUGCCUUACUAGAACAUGCCCCCAGAGGAGAUCUGUUGACUUUACUCCGAUCAGCGAGAAACAAGAGAUAUGAUACACGCAAAAUAUACGAGUCAAACUCGGAGUCAGGAGUGAAUGGACGUCCAUCAGAAGCUGAUACUGAAUACACAAACAUUAGUGACUCGGAUCCUCCCGUACACUAUGAGAAUUCUGAUGGGAAGUUAUAUAGCGAGACGGAUUUAGUAAAAAUAAAAGAUCACUAUGUAGCGGAACCAGCUCUAAAUCUUGAUAGUGCUACAAUGAGGGAUUACGCUUUGCAAGUAGCGUUGGGCAUGAGACAUCUCGAAGAAAGAGGUAUAAUUCAUAGGGACCUAGCGGCCCGUAACAUCUUGGUGGACGGGGCAGGUGUUCUUAAAGUGGCUGACUUCGGCCUCUCUAGAUCUGGCGUGUACGUCCACACACGCUUAAAACCUGUUCCAUUAAGGUGGCUGGCUCCAGAAGCGAUUUAUAGCUCGAAGUACUGCAGCGCCAGCGAUGUAUGGGCAUUCGCUGUACUUCUGUGGGAGAUAGCCACUUUAGGUGGUUUUCCUUAUGCUGAAUUAAGCAAUCACCAAAUUCCGCAGUUCUUGUCAAAUGGAGGACGUCUUCCGAGACCGGCCCGCGCCUCCCCACGCCUGUACCAGCUCAUGACCGAAUGUUGGUCGGACAAAUUAGAAGACCGUCCAACAUUUGCCCAAAUAGUUGACAAGUUGACCGUCCAACAACAACUCUACGUAGAUCUUGACUGUGUAUUUCCUCCUUUUGAAGACAAUUUUACAUCUCUUAAGUAUUAUACCCUCACCGACGGACCCGUCCGGUGAACUUAUUUAAAGACUGAUUAAUUAUUUUAUCAAUGUUAUUAUUCCCAUUGUUUUACUAUUAAAUCUAUUUAAAAUA
Danaus plexippus (monarch butterfly) is the source of this 2759-nucleotide messenger RNA. Its product is annotated as fibroblast growth factor receptor 3-like. The transcript is spliced from 15 exons. Gene Ontology annotation, cellular component: signaling receptor complex. The coding region runs from base 221 to 2683 and encodes 820 amino acids. Gene Ontology annotation, molecular function: ATP binding; transmembrane receptor protein tyrosine kinase activity. Gene Ontology annotation, biological process: multicellular organism development; positive regulation of kinase activity; protein phosphorylation. The record is from RefSeq and is a predicted model, not a curated record. NCBI's taxonomy places the organism in Eukaryota, Metazoa, Arthropoda, Insecta, Lepidoptera, Nymphalidae.